ACGGGGGCGGGCCUCUGCGCCUGACGGCCAAUGGGGCCCGAGCCUGGAGGCCUGGGCGUGGCGGACCCGGCGCGACUCCGCGAGUGGCGGUUGUUUCAAGAUGGCGGGCGCGGCGGGCCCCUUCCUGCCGGGCGGCUCGGCGUUCUGGAGCCGCGACUUUUCGGAUGAAGAGCAGUCGGUGGUAUAUGUUCCAGAAGGAAAUAUCAAAUCAAGACACAAGUUGAUAAGUCCCCAAGCUGAUGUGAAAGUUAAGACUUCCAGGGUCCCUGAUGCUUCGGUCUCUAUGGCAUCUUUAAAAGGUGCAGGAGAUUCAGUAGCUGAACAGAAUCUCUGCAAGGGAAGAGUGAAGAGUGCAUCUUUGAAAGACUUAUGUCUCGAAGAUAAGAGACGCAUUGCAAACUUAAUUCAAGAACUGGCCAGAGUAAGUGAAGAAAAGGAAGUGACAGAAGAGCGACUAAAAACAGAGCAGGAAUCAUCUGAGAAGAAGAUCCGGCAACUGGAAGAACAGAAUGAGCUGAUCAUCAGAGAAAGGGAAGCUCUUCAGCUACAGUAUAGAGAAUGCCAAGAGCUUCUCAGUCUCUACCAGAAGUACCUGUCAGAACAACAAGAGAAACUCACCAUGUCACUCUCAGAACUUGGUGAUCCUAGAGCACAGGAACAACAGACAACAAACAGGAAAAACACUCUUCAGUCUUCUUUGGUGGACCUAGAUGGUUCCUACUUGAGUGUAGCCAAACCACAAACCUCCUGUCAAACCAAGGAAAGGCCAAAGUCUACAAACCAGGACUCCGCCUCAGAACCUGUUAGGGCAUUCAGGAAUAAUUCUUUGAAACCAAUAGCAGUUCAUCAACCCAAAAAGAGUUUAGAGAGAAUGCCAUCUCCAGGGAGGAAACCAACAGACACAGCCCCUGGAGAGAAAGCUCCACCAGAAGAGUUAACAAUAAAGAAAUGUCCACCCCUGCAGCCUGCUCCAUCAAAUCAGUGUUGUCCUAGAUGUUCUGAAAGUGAAGACCAUGUUCAUGAGAGCCAUCAUCCUGCAGACAUGGCCCCUCAGUAUUCCAGGGAAUAUCCAGAAUCUUGCAGUCAUUGUGGGCCUUCUUGGACAUCUCUCACACACGGUAGAGGGAUACUGCAGCCUAGUGGCAUUGAUCUCAAAACAAAACUCUCAGAAGAUCGAAGGCAGCAACUGAUGCUUCAGAAAAUGGAACUAGAAAUUGAAAGGGAACGUCUUCAGCAUCUGUUGGCCCAGCAGGAGACCCUGCUUCUCCUCAAACAGCAGCAGCUGCACCAGUCUCGAUUAGAUUACAACUGGUUAAGAACUCAAGCUGAAUUUAAGUCAAGAGAACCUGAAGAGCUCAGUCUGGAUAUGAGUAGGAGUGACUCUGGACCAAGUUUAUUAAAGUCAAAAUGUGAUGGAUGGCUACCUGGAACCUCAUCUUCCUGUAAAACGUGCCAAGACUCUCCGAACAGUGGACAGAGCAGGAAGGAGAAGAAGACAGUUGGGUUUCAGUCACACAUGGAAGAUGGUGACCGGUGGGUGUGUCAAGAAAAAAAUACCCGCAGACCCCAAAGAGAGACUGUGACAGGAGUUAGAAAAGAUGCAUCCACAUCUCCUAUGCCAAAAAGAAGCUCAAAGGACCUUGUGACCACAGCCUUGUCCCCAUCCCAGCACAACACCUCACGGUAUGAGACAUCUCUAUUCGAUCUGGUUCAGUCUCUGAGCCCAAAUUCUGCUCCCAAACCUCAGCCCCACCAUUCCAGAGCAGCUGGAGCCUGGAACCGCAGUGCUUUCCCACCUAGCCCUCAGAAAUCAUCCUGGAAAAAAAUGGGGGCAUGCAGAAGCCCUGAAGACCUGGCAGAGAAUCAGAUUCUGGAAGAUAUAUUUUUCAUAUGACUCUGAGGCAUGUGCCACACAAUCUCCACAGGAGAUGCACAGGUUUCUUUACAACUGAUGUAGGAUGUUAAAUCACCUGAUUGCAAAGUAAUUGAGUGUCUCCUCACAGGGACCCACCUCACUGGCAUCCUCUUAAGGUAUUGAAUAUAGAAAUCAUUCUCAUGAACAGGGUGGUUUUGAUCAGACCAAUCAGUAGAUACCACACUAAAGGAGGUAGGUUUGGGGAUGGUACCUUUUCUAGGCCAAACAGAGAUUAGAAACUUAGAAUACUUUCUGAUGGUGGACACCAUUGACUUUUUAAGAGUGUCAUUUUAAGAGUGUUUUCAGUCUCCCUCUGGAAAAAAAAUGUCCCUUUUUUUAAUACAUGGAAAACCUUUCCACUGAAGGACUGCGAGCAACACCUUCAGAAGGUCCGGCCUUCUUCUUCCCUCACUAAUUCUAACUGUGGUCUGUUCAUGCUGAAGUCAGGAUCUUAACAUCACCUGCACUGGGGACCAAAUACAAGUCAGUCACAGUGGUCAUCAGCCUAGUCAUUGCCUGUACCUUAAACUACAAGGUGCAGUGGGCUGGAGGGAAGGGCCCAGCCAGGCUGUGGAAAGGAGCAGCAUUAAACUCCACGUGGGAAUGAAUGCCUGGGGAAAUCCCAUGGAGGCAGCCCCCUUCCCCAGUGCCCAGGCAGCCCUCCUCCAGGAAAUCCCAUGGAGGCAGCCCCCUUCCCCAGUGCCCGCGCAGCCCUCCUCCAGGAAAUCCCAUGGAGGCAGCCCCCUUCCCCAGUGCCCGCGCAGCCCUCCUCCAGGAAAUCCCAUAGAGGCAGCCCCCUUCCCCAGUGCCCGGGCAGCCCUCCUCCAGGAAAUCCCAUGGAGGCAGCCCCCUUCCUCAGUGCCCGGGCAGCCCUCCUCCAGGUGGUUGUGUCUUGUAUGCCAGGAUGGAGGUUUAUGUGGACCCCAGUGUCAGAUGCUCCUGUAAACUUCCCAUGGUUGUGUCUCAGGAAGAUGGUACUUAAGAGGGUGGCAUCCAGGGGUUUUUAAGUUGACAGGCUUCUGCCUCCAUCUCCGUCCAUAAGAAUGAGCAGCCCUGGUUCAGUUGCCCAAGUGCCCCAGCCAUGCUGAACAGCUUCCAUGGCCCCAAGCCAAAUCUUGUCUCCAGCUGAGCUCAGUCCUCCCGGCCUCUCGGUGUCAUAUUCUUCACCUGAGGUAAAUGGAAGCAGGACUGACUUGGCCUGGUCAUUCCCUCUGAAUGCUGAAGAUUCAUUGUAGACUCCAAUUUCCUUUUCAAGUUCACCCCUGAGAGAAACCAGAACAGGCUCAUUCCAUUUCAGAACGUGUCUGGAAUGUACAGCUUUGUUUGCUGUGGCAGAAGUGGCCAUUUCCUCAAUAAGGUUUCCAGAGCCACCUCCUUCCCACUAUGUGUCACAGCCAUUCCCUUAGACCGGCCCUGACCUCAGGUCCCAGUGUCUUUAUGCUCUCUGAAGUACGAGGAUCCAGAAGGAUGAGAAAAGGGUUCAGAUCUCUAGAAAAUUCAUAAACAGCCUAAAAACUAAAGGUUAUUUUGGAUGCUGUGCCAGUCAAUAGAAUUUAAUUGCCUCUCCACCUACCCCACAUGGGCAGUUUGGAAGAGAGAAGACAGGUUUUCAGCAGCUCAUCAAUACGUCGCACUUGGCCUGCCAGGUGCCUUUCUUCUCUGUCCCGCAGGCACUUGUUGGCAUUGGUGUGAGGGCAACGGGAUGGUGAUCUGUACGUGACCGAGUGUCUGUUAUUAGUCAAAUGAUAUAUGUUAACAUUUUAAUCUGUAUUAAAUGUACUUUGAUAUGUG
This is a messenger RNA of Nannospalax galili (Upper Galilee mountains blind mole rat), 3706 nucleotides long. Its product is annotated as KIAA1328 ortholog. The record is from RefSeq and is a predicted model, not a curated record. The coding region runs from base 101 to 1894 and encodes 597 amino acids. NCBI's taxonomy places the organism in Eukaryota, Metazoa, Chordata, Mammalia, Rodentia, Spalacidae. The transcript is spliced from 11 exons.